This is a messenger RNA of Fulvia fulva, 906 nucleotides long. RefSeq names its product putative glucan 1,3-beta-glucosidase A. The transcript is spliced from 2 exons. Gene Ontology annotation, cellular component: extracellular region; cell surface. Gene Ontology annotation, molecular function: glucan exo-1,3-beta-glucosidase activity. Bases 1 to 906 code for a protein of 301 amino acids. The record is from RefSeq and is a predicted model, not a curated record. Lineage: Eukaryota; Fungi; Ascomycota; Dothideomycetes; Mycosphaerellales; Mycosphaerellaceae. Gene Ontology annotation, biological process: glucan catabolic process.
AUGCUCUCCCUGCUGGCUCUCUUAAUCUUUACAGCCACACUUCAUCACACUGUCGCCAGAACUUUUGACUGGAAGACAUCCAAAGCCAACGGCGUCAACCUCGGAGGCUGGCUGGUCCAAGAGUCGACCAUCGAUAACACCUGGUGGACUGCCAGUUGCGGGAACGCCACCGACGAAUGGACCUGCUGCGCAUCUCUGGGCCCUAGAUGUGGCACUGUCCUUGCCCAACGCUACGAGGCUUGGAUCACACCCAGCGACAUCGAUGAGUUGGCGUCGGCCAACAUAACACCACUCCGCAUACCGACGACGCUCACAGAUGUGUAUAGCGGCGAUCAGGCCUCCUAUUUGCAGAACAUAGCCUCCUAUGCUAUCAACGCGUACGACAUGCACAUCAUUAUCGACAUACACACGCUACCCGGGGGCGUCAAUGGACAGCCCUUCGGAGAGCGUCAAGGCGCCUACGGCUGGUUCAGUAACGCGACUGCGCUGGGAUACUCGUAUCGAGCAGUUUCAGCUGCCAUUGAGUUCACCAAGAUGUCCGGCUUCGCAUCGCAAUUCACCCUUGAACCUCUGUACGAGCCCAUAGACAAUCGAGAUACCAGCAAGUCCGACACCACACUGGCACUCUCUGAUACAGGAGCUGCGUGGGUGACCGAGUACAUUAAAGGAGUGUUGGCACUUGUGCAAGCUGCUGGAGCCGACAUCCCUGUCAUGAUAUCUGAUGGCUUCAAGGGUGAAGCCUACUUCUCGCCAUUAUUUCCAUCCACAGCAAACAUUGUCUUCGAUGUCCACAUUGAUUACUUUGCUGGCCGAAGUGCGGACUCCGGGACGGCUCAGAACCUGAUUUGCGAAGAUGCGAAGGACUCAGUCGGUGAUGGCAAAUUUCCAGUUUUUAUGGGCGAGUAG